AUGUCAUCAACAGCAGCUCCAAAACUAUUGUUUCUGCAUGGAUUUUUGCAAAAUGGUAAGGUAUUUAGUGAGAAGUCUUCUGGAUUAAGGAAGCUGCUCAAGAAGUCCAACGUCCAAUGCGAUUACAUGGAUGCUCCAGUUAUUCUUGAGAAAAAGGACUUGCCAUUUGAAAUGGAUGAUGAAAAAUGGCAAGCUACCCUGGAUGCCGGUGUCAAUAGAGCAUGGUUCUAUCACAGCGACAUCUCCAGUGAAUUGGACUUGACUACAGCCAUCAAAUCUGUUACCGAUUACAUCAAGGAGCACGGCCCUUACGAUGGUAUUGUGGGAUUUAGUCAAGGUGCGGCGUUAGCAUCAAUUAUUACAAACAAAAUCACCGAAUUGCUUCCAUCCCACCCACAAUUCAAGGUCUCGUUGCUCAUCUCUUCUUACUCCUUUACGGAACCAGAUCCAGAGCAUGAAGGUCAAUUAAGAAUUACUGAAAAAUUUAGAGACUCAUUCACACCAAUGGAAAACCGCUCCACAAAGAUGCUAUUUGUUUACGGUACUUCUGAUAUGGCUGUACCUUGUGAAAGAGCAAAGUAUCUAUAUAACAUCUACACAAAUGGUCAAGAACUGGAUGAUUGCAAGGCUUACGAACACCCAGGUGGUCAUAUGGUUCCAAACAAAAAGGACAUAAUCAGACCUAUUGUUGAAGAGAUCAACAAAUCUCUAGGUAUUGACGCUUAG
Molecule: messenger RNA, 726 nt
Organism: Kluyveromyces marxianus DMKU3-1042
Lineage: Eukaryota; Fungi; Ascomycota; Saccharomycetes; Saccharomycetales; Saccharomycetaceae
Gene: FSH1
Product: putative serine hydrolase
Exons: 1
Coding region: 1-726 (241 amino acids)
Cellular component (GO): nucleus; cytoplasm
Source: RefSeq, a predicted model, not a curated record